Molecule: messenger RNA, 2518 nt
Organism: Gavialis gangeticus (Gharial)
Lineage: Eukaryota; Metazoa; Chordata; Crocodylia; Gavialidae
Gene: CAVIN1
Product: polymerase I and transcript release factor
Exons: 2
Coding region: 251-1333 (360 amino acids)
Biological process (GO): termination of RNA polymerase I transcription; transcription initiation at RNA polymerase I promoter
Cellular component (GO): caveola; cytoplasm
Molecular function (GO): rRNA primary transcript binding
Source: RefSeq, a predicted model, not a curated record
UCCUUUUAUAUAGCUGAGGUGGAGUCAGCCAAUGGCCUACAAGCCUGGAAAAUUUUGCAGGGCAGUUUUACUGGACAGCUUUGCAGAGCUGUGCCAUUUGAAUUUAAGCACACGCAUAUCCACACACUGUGCUCUUCAUUUCUGGCUUGUCUCCCAGCACAGACAGCUUAGCGAGAUUUGGGUCUCUCUCUCUCCCCUCUGCAGCGACAGUUUCUCCAGGCUCUGCUAGUUAGGACUCCCCAAGCAAAUCAUGGAGGACACCACUUUGCAAAUUAUUGAACAACCAACUGCCUCUGAGACCUCUGACGAGCAAGCAGCAGAGGAACCGAUCAAAUCAGACCAGAUCAAUGGGGUGACGGUGCUGACCCUUUUGGACAAGAUCAUUGGGACAGUGGAUCGGAUCCAGACGACCCAGGCUCAGCUGGAACAGAGACAGCAAGAGAUGGAUAGUGCAGUGUCCAGCAUCCAAGGCGAAUUGACCAAGCUCACAAAAGCACACACCACCACCAGCAACACUGUGAACAAGAUGCUUGAAAAAGUGCGAAAGGUGAGUGUCAAUGUGAAAACCGUCCGGCAGAACCUGGAGAAGCAAGCUGGGCAGAUCAAGAAGCUGGAGGUCAAUGAAGCAGAGUUGCUGAAGCGAAGGAACUUCAAAGUCAUGAUCUACCAGGAUGAAGUGAAGCUCCCAUCCAAGGUGAGCAUCAGCAAGUCUUUGAAGGAGACUGAGAAGCAAGAGAAGGAAGGCGAGGUCGAAGAGGAGCCCCUGGGUGAGGACCACGCUGAUGAGGAGCACAUCCAGCUCUCCUCAGAUGAGGAGGUGGAGAUUGAGGAAAUCAUUGAGGAAUCUCGGGCAGAGCGCAUCAAGAGAAGCGGCAUGAAGAGGGUGGACAACUUCAAGAAAGCUUUCUCCAAGGAGAAGAUGGAGAAGACAAAGAUAAAGACCAAGGAAAACCUAGAGAAAACGAAGCAUAACCUGGAGAAGACCCGGCACAACCUGGAGAAGAGCAUGAACAAGCUAGGCACCAGGAUUGUGACUAAUGAGAGAAGGGAGAAGAUGAAGACCUCUCGGGACAAACUGAAAAAGUCUUUCACCCCUGACCACACCAUUUAUGCCAGGUCCAAGACAGCUGUCUACAAGGUGCCACCUUUCACUUUCCAUGUCAAGAAGAUCAGAGAGGGUGCAGUGGAAGUGAAAGCCACAGAGAUGGUGGAAGUGGGAGGGGAAGAGGCAGACACAGAUCUGAUGAGAGAGGAGAGCCCCGAGAUGCACACGCUGCUGGAGAUCACAGAGGAGUCAGACGCUGUGUUGGUGGACAAGAGCGACAGUGAGUGAAAAGGCAGAGGCACAGGAGAGUUUCUGAACGGACGGCUGAACACGUAACCUUUCACACUGCGAGAUCUCCCUGGGGGAGCCCCAGGGACCAUAUACACAACGCAUCCUUAUUACUCUGGAAAGCCAAAGCCACUCCCCCACCACGGAGGACAAGGUGUCUUUUAUAUUUUAGUUUUAGCACAUAGAGGAGGUAGGAACACAGGACUUUUUCUUUUUUAUUACACCAUUAAACCAACCCUUGGAGACCAUUUCUACUUCAGGCUGUGUCAGAGUUUGCAAGCUGCCAGGCCCAAAGUGACAAGCAUGCAGCCAAGCAGGACUGUGCUAAAACCAAGAUAACUGUUGUACACCUAGGAAAGACUCUUUCACAGCAAGCUGAAAGACUUGGUGUCAAGAAUGCUUCCUGCUCAGCAACCUGCCCAGUGCCAGAGACCAUGGAGUCCACGCAGUUAUUUCCCACCAAGGCAGAAGGAGGAGAGAACCCAGGAUCAGAGCUGGUGGGCAACAGCCCCAUCCCUCCCUAAGAGCUAUCCCCCAUGGCCAUUCGGUCACAGAUCUCUAGUGCCUGAUGGAUCUCUGUGGCAAGGGAAGAAUUCAGCAAAUUCUGCUGGCGGGCAGAGAACGUGUGAAGCUGCGCAGUGUCGCAUGGUGCUGGGGUGGGGUCUUCCCCCACUGCUGUGACCCUGGAGGACUUGAGCAGUUCACGUACCAAUAUGAAGGUCGCUGUUGUUACAUAGCACCCAGGUACUGUGGGAACUGUGGUGCCUGUGCCCAUCCCAGUCUUGGCAUCGUACACACCCAGGGCCUGCUGCUGCUACCAGCUACACUGAUGCCAUCCCACUGAGCUUUCUGGGAUGGCACCAAUGGAGUAGGAGGCUCAGCAUAGGCUGUUACAUUCCUGUGCCUACAGUGCCUGUGGUCCUGAAGGGGUUAAAAGUCUGCCUGCUGGAGGCACAGCAAGGGGAGACCCUCGAGGAAUCCUGGCAUGUACAGGGAGCUGAGUGGGGCUGAGGGUGCCCAGUCUUGGCUCCCUACACCUCAUGGCAGCCGUGGCUUCAGCAGCCAGUGAGGGACGUGCUUACUGGCCAAGAGGGAGAGUGAAGGUGCAAGCAGGGGGGCUGGAGGGUCCAGCCCUAGAAGCUACUGACUUCUAGAAGGGCUAGCGGAUGUGCUGAUGCCAUGGGA